CAGCUUCGUAAUCGCAACAAGAAUUGUGUAGAUGUAGAUACUCUUUGUUUUUGGUCCAAUUCAGUUGUCGUUUCGGAGGCCUAGGAUAAUAAAUGCGAGCAAGGAAUUAACUAAAAGCUCCGUUAAUAAAACCACCUGUGGUUUUCGGUUAUUAUCGCAAUACGAUACAAUCAUCAAGUGCAACGCCAACAGUUUAAGCGCGAGUUUAGUUUACCCUUCCACUUCGAAGCUCACACCUUAAAACUUGUUUUGAGUGCCAAGUAGAGCGAGUGUUUGUGCGUUUGUGUAUACCUACAAACAGAUGUAAAAGUCUUCAGAAAUUCCAACACAACUCACAAAUUGCACUGCAGAACUACUUGCAUUGCUAGUUGGAAAUAUUUAAAUGAAAUAAUUUAAUUGCGGAGACUGGUAUCAAUUCACAGCCAUUCAAAAUGGCACUGUGCAGUAUGCCGGGAAAGGGGAACAACCGCGAUCGCAUCCGGGAUCCCCGCGAGGAGAUCCUGCUCGAGACGAACUUUGAGGACGAUGGCGGAGUCCUGACGCGCGCCUACAACGGAAAUCCGUACAAUCCGUCCAUCCAGAACCGCAGGCGCAACUCGUACCGCUCGGAUCACUCCUUGGACAGGUACACAGAGCGCGGAGGCGAAGGAGAAUGCUGCCAAUCAUGCAUGGCGCGUAUACCAUACGCCACUCUGAUAGCCACUCUCAUGUGCCUCCUGGGAGUGGGCAUCUUCUGCUUCACCAUGUACCGAGGGGCCUCACUCACCGUCAUCAUGGUUGACCAGGUCUUUCACCUGCGACUGAUAUGGAUCGAAGCGGUGCAGAUGAUAUUUGUAAUAAUUGGAGCCGGCAUGGCAGCCCUCGGAUUCAUGAUUCUCUUCGUCGGAUUUCUGGCCACCGGUGCCACCAGAUAUAAGGUUUACAGGGCGUGGCGAUCGCGAGUGGGCGGUCGGAUCUCAUGCGCCGUUCUCAUGGGCAUAACCUACCUGCUAAACUUUGUCUGGAGCCUGAUUCUGUGUUUCCUGGUUGUGGUAACCUUUAUUUACACAAUGUUCUGGAACAUGUGCUCGAGUGUGGAGCACUCCCAAAGCUGCAUUGAUUUGACACAAUUCCAUUUUAUGUUUCCACCAAAUACGAAACUCGAGGAUAUGAAGGUCUGCGAAAAGUACGAGAUAAAGGCUUUCUGCAAGGACGGCGUGGAAAACGCAGAGGUCAUGUUCAUAUUGGCCACCCUGUCCACACUUUUGGUGCUGCUCAGUCUGGUGCAUUAUCUGAUGUGCCUGUCCGCCAACUAUGCCCAUAUUCGAGACCACGAAAAGUUCCAGGAGCUGCAGGAGAUCCAAAACCUUAACGAGCUCGAGUACAGUGCCACUUCGAAGGAUCGCUUCUAGGAUAUAUUUCAGAAGAUUCAAUUUGAGCUUAAAGAGAAGUCCAGCGCGAUUUGAGAUGUUCGCGCAUCAUACAACGAACAAUGAACAAAACUCCAUCGAAAACCAACAUGCUUUAGUUAAGAUUUUUCGUUUAGACCUAAGGAUUAAAAUUUUGCUUGUUCAUUUAAUGAGUUAGUGGCUUCAAUUAUUAUUUAUGUUCAAACGCCUUCAGAUAUGUAAGCAGUUUUAUCCAAGUAAACACUGCCAAAUGAAAAUAUCCCACUGAAA
Messenger RNA from Drosophila gunungcola (fruit fly), 1658 nucleotides. It is a transcript of the gene M6, whose product is annotated as neuronal membrane glycoprotein M6-a. Gene Ontology annotation, cellular component: plasma membrane. Gene Ontology annotation, biological process: neuron projection development. Bases 432 to 1391 code for a protein of 319 amino acids. NCBI's taxonomy places the organism in Eukaryota, Metazoa, Arthropoda, Insecta, Diptera, Drosophilidae. The transcript has 5 exons. The record is from RefSeq and is a predicted model, not a curated record.